AUGGUUUUAUUUAUCUUUGGAAUACUGACUAUUGUCGGAGCUACUGCUCGUGCUAUCGAUGUCCGUCUGGUCAACGGGUCCGCUCCAAACGAAGGUCGCGUCGAAAUACGGCACACGGGCUCCUCCAAUUGGUCAACAGUUUGCGGAACUUACUGGGAUAUUAUCGACGUCAUAGUCACGUGUCGACAGCUAGGCUUCCCAGGGGCCCAUGCGUCUCUCAAGAGGUCAGAGUUCGGGCGAGGAGUAGGAAGGAUAUCGAGGACACUACUCUUUUGUCGAGGUGGUGAAAAAAGUUUGAACGCGUGUUCAAAGUCAACAUCACUCAUCUGCAGAGACGGACUGACGGCUGGUGCCGUUUGCCAAGAACCAGGCUACCUUGGUUGCUAUGGCGACAAGACCCACGCACGAGCACUUGCAGACUUGGUCUACAUCAGCAGGAACAUGACAGUGAUGCUGUGUAUCAACCAUUGUCGCGACCGGGGUUAUCCUUAUGCAGGGUUGGAGUACGGUGAAGAGUGCUACUGUGGAGCCGCGGGAUCGAGUUACUCCCUCUACGGACGGUAUUGGGAUUCGGCCUGCCAGCAUCCAUGUACUGGGUAUUCGAAUGAGAGAUGCGGAGGGAUAGGACGAAUUGCAGUUUAUAUAACAAAUGCAACAGAAACGGUAGAUACAACAACGUUGCCACCACCAGUGUCAAAUACUACUUUAUCGAUAAAUACCAUGACAACACUAUCAAUUUUUCCGAAAACAACGAAGACGAAAAGAAGCAACGAGACAUCAUAUCUUACGACUAGAACACCAGACGUACAGACAAAGAUGAUCAACGGAACCAAUUUUAAUGCACAUACAUCCAAUGAUGAAAUGAAAUACUUAGCCGUCAUAAUGGGAAGUCUCCUGACAGUCGGAAUUGUCGUUAUUUCAUUUAUUCUCGUCUGGAAUUUUAAACUAAGAUCCCGGAUGCGAGCUAUCCAGGACAGCCCACUAAACUCGACCGAUCGAGGAAACAACUCGUCCUACGACCAAGAAGAUAAAAAAGUCCAGCUCGUCUACUCCGAUCUCCUCACGACCGAUCUGACCAAUAACCAUUACGAAUCAUUAAUUACUUCCGGGGCAGUUGAAGAGGAACCGCCCGUUGUGGCGAGGUCCAGUGAACCGGUGGUCGCAGUGGAUAAAAGACCGAGAAGACACACAAGUAUACAACCUAGGAUUCCGACCUAUUUUCCUCAGCCGGAUUUAUAUGAAAAUUAUAGAUAUUCCUACAUGCAAUGAUAGAUAUGAUGGUGUAUUAUAAACACUUUGAUUACUAAACAUUCUGAAAUUCAUUCUAAGAGGAAAUCCUGUAUUAUGUGAAAGUGUAAAGUAUUAACCACGUUGUAUUUUUAGAUUUGCAAUAUAAUGUACAUCAAACAUAUUUUGUAAACUUAUGAACAUUUAUAUCUCUUUUUUACCAUUAUAUUUGUGGGAAAUAGAUUCUUAGAAAUCCCUUGUAACAUUACCAUAAUCAUUUAAGACAUGCAGCACAAUAAAUGUAGCCGUAAACGUUUACAAUGUUUGAGGAACCGUAAUGUUCUGUUUCAUUUAUGGUUACCAAACAGUUUAUUCUACUUCUUCUUGUAUAUCUAAUUUUGCGCGAGUUUCGCUUGUUUAACCUCUCUCUCUCUCCCUCGA
This is a messenger RNA of Strongylocentrotus purpuratus (purple sea urchin), 1668 nucleotides long. RefSeq names its product deleted in malignant brain tumors 1 protein-like. The transcript is spliced from 7 exons. Gene Ontology annotation, cellular component: membrane. The coding region runs from base 1 to 1269 and encodes 422 amino acids. The record is from RefSeq and is a predicted model, not a curated record. Lineage: Eukaryota; Metazoa; Echinodermata; Echinoidea; Camarodonta; Strongylocentrotidae.